This is a messenger RNA of Condylostylus longicornis, 6190 nucleotides long. RefSeq lists its product as uncharacterized. The record is from RefSeq and is a predicted model, not a curated record. NCBI's taxonomy places the organism in Eukaryota, Metazoa, Arthropoda, Insecta, Diptera, Dolichopodidae. Gene Ontology annotation, biological process: positive regulation of voltage-gated calcium channel activity; positive regulation of protein localization to plasma membrane; skeletal muscle contraction. Bases 3562 to 5994 code for a protein of 810 amino acids. The transcript has 15 exons. Gene Ontology annotation, cellular component: extrinsic component of cytoplasmic side of plasma membrane.
UGUCCUAACAGUUAGACGUCGCGUAAUCGUCUAAAGUGGAAUAAAAGGAAAAAAAAUAAACUAAAAAAAAAACAAUAAAUAAAUAAAUAAUUAAAAAAAAAAACAAAUUUGAGAAAAUCCGAUUUAAAUACAAAAAAAACCGAAAACCAGAAAAGAAUAAAAAAAAAUUUGAAAACAGAAAGCUUUUUUUUUAUUUUUAUUUUUUUUUAUUUUCGUUUAUUUUUUAAUUUUGGAUUUUUUUUUUGUUUUGCCUUAUUGAUAAUGAAAAACUAUUAUAUUGUGUUAUAAACUGUAUAAAAUAACGGGUCAUUAGAUUUAAAAUUUUAAAUGAAAAAUUAAAUGUGAAAAUUUUGAAAAAAAAAAUGAAAAUUAGAAGAACAAACCCGAAAAAAAUUAUUAAUUAGAGAAAAUGUUAAAACAAUAUUAAAAAUUUUUAAUAAAACUUUGCAAGAAAAAAAAAUUUAAGAAAUUUUAAAAAAAAAUCACAAAGCUUUUCCCAAUUUUUAUACCUUACUAAAAUUAAUAAAAAAAUAUUAAAAAUUUGCCGUACCUAAACUAAAAAAACUAUAAAAAAUUUUAAUUUUACCGUUUUCGUUCUCUUAUUAAUUUUCAAAUUUAAAAUUAAUUGCAAAGCAAAAUAAAUCCUAUAAAUAAAAAAAAAUAUUUUUCACAAAUUUUUUCUAAAAAAAAAACAAUUUUCUAUCCUACUUAUACAACAAUAUAUACAUACAAACAUAGAAACAAAUAUUUACACUAUAUUUUUUAUAAAAACAAAAAAAAAUAAAAGAAGAAAAAAUUCCUUUUAUUUUAAAAACUAAAUAUUUUAAUAUAAUUGUAAUAUUGUAAAAAAAAAUAAUAGAAAUUAAUUUUAAAAAAAAAUAAACAAUUGAAAUCCUAGCUUUUGCCUCCAAAACAAAAUCAAUCGCAUAUACCCAUCAUUUUAUAUAAUGUAGAUAUAGAGUAUCAAGUAUUUGAAAUCGGUUUCUUAGAUAUUAGAAAAAUUAAAUUUAAUUAUAAAAUAUAAAUUGAAAAUUAUAUGUUUGUAAUAAAUAAUUAUUAAAAUUAAUGUGAAAGAAUAGGAUUAUAAUAAAUUUCUUGAGAGUAUAAAAUUCAUGUCUAUAUAUAUACACAUAUAUACAUAUAUAGAAUAUUAAAAUUUUGUGUCUAUAGAAAUAACAUAAAUAAAAAUUUAUUUUGUAUAAUUAAUAAUUAAUGUUUAAUGUAAAAAUCAUUAAUAUUGUAAUAACUUAACGUACUUAUUAUAUAGAAAGCACAUAAAUACCUAUACAUACAUAUACAUAAAUGAAAAUAAUUUUUAAUAAUUAAUGUUUAUUACUUAAAAUUGAUGUGAAAUUGCAAUAGAAUUUUGUGUUUUUAAAAAUAUAAAAUAAAUAAAAAAAAAUUCUUAUAUACAUGUAGUUUGUAUAUAAAAAAUUAAAAUUAUUAAAAAUUAUUAUAUAUAAGGAAAUAAAAUUAUUUCAAUACCUGCACUAUAUUAAAGAUAACAAAAACAAACUAAACUAAUUUUGAUAAGCAACAGCAGAUUUAAUUAUAGAAGGAUAAGCCUAAAAAGGAAUUAAGAAUAUUUUAUAUGUAUAAAUAAAUAAUAUUGCUUAAGCAUAAUAUGUAAAUUUCUAUUCAAAUAUUUGAAACAAAAUAUCAUAAUGAUGUAUGACCUUUCCUAAAUCACCUACUGACCGUCCAACCUUUGUACAUAAAAUUAUAAUAAUAUACAAGAAACAAAAUAAAAAAACAUAUCAAAAAAUUUUUAUGUUAAUGAUAACGUCAUAAUUUCAAUAAAAAAUUUUAUGUAUUCUUUUAUUUCAAGAAAGGAACAACAACUAUAUAAAUGUUUGUGUAUAUACAUAAAGCAAAAUUUUAUAAAUAAGCAAACAGCAAAAAAAAAAGAAAAAAUAAGAAAAAAAGGAAAAAUAAAAAACAAAAACUGAGGAAAAAUAAUAAGAAAAUGAAAAUUCUUAAAAAUUAAAAGUAAAACAACAAAAAAAAAGCAAACAAACAAGUUCAUGUUCGACCAGCACCAGUGGAGCAUAAAACCACUGAAAAUAAUUCAAAUACACACACAAACGUAUUUUAUAUACAUAAUAUUAUAAUAUAAUUAUUGUAUUCCUAUAAAUAAUAAUAAUGUAAAUGUUCACCUAAAGGAAUAAAGAAAAUUAAUACAAAAACAAAAAAAAAGAGAAAAAAAAAAUUACACAAAAAACAUCAAAAAUCUAAAAGAGAAAAACGGGUAAAAUAGGUAACCCUACAAAAUAUUUAUUGUGUGUUUAUGCAUUUUUUGCAUUCUAGUUUUGUAAAUUUUUAUUUUUAAUUUUGUCGUUGCCAUUUUAACAAACGCAGAGAACAACAAUAUAAUAAAAAAAACUCAAAAAAUGCUCGUAAAAGAGAAAAUAUAAAACAAAAAACUAAGAACAACAAAACAUAAACAAAAAAAAAAUAAUAAUAAAAAUUUUGAGAAAGAAAAAUUAAAAAUAAAAAACUUUUCCCCAUCAUCAAAAAUUCUUCAUUCAGUGCAUUUUCAUCGUUCGACCGUAAUAAAACAGCGGGUGGUAGACACUAAGCUUAUUAUUAGUUUAUAAUAUUUUUCGAACAUUCUCUUACUUUCUCUCUCUCCGUUCCACAAUUUCUCAUCUAAUAAUAAUUUCUUUAAUAUAUAUUUGUAAUGAUAAGUUUGUGGUUAUAAAUUACGUGUAAGAAUAUACGAGUAGCUACUCUAUAAUUUUGAAAAAACAAAAAUAAAAAAUUCGAAAAUUUUUCGAAAAUAAUAAAGUGUUUGUAAACUAAAAUAAAUAAAAAAAACAACAAAAAGAGGAAGCAAGUUGAAAAAAAAAUUAAUAAUUUUUUUUAAAGAAUUUUGUAAAUAUUUCGAAUUCCUUAAUAAAUGUUCGAAUUGAUCUUUAAAAAAGAAAUUAUAAUUAAUAAUAAAAUAAAUAAUUUAAAUUAAUAAAAUACUUGCAAAAUUAUUAAAAAAAUUAAAAUUAAAUAUUUUUCAUUUUAAAUUUUUUGUGUUAAAAAUUAAUUUUAAUUGAAUAAAAUUAAGUUUCGAUAUUAGAAGAAAUUUUGUUGAAAUAUUUUUAAAUUAAUUUUUGACUAUUGUUUUAAUCUAAAAUUGUAUUAAGAGUUGUUUAUUUAGAAAUUUUUUCAAGAAGAAAAUGGAAUUUUCUUUAAGAAAAGGAUAUCCGACAGCCAUAAAGAUGGCAUGACGGAUGCUGCGGAGUGUUUAAAUUUAGCAAAUGGAACGUUUUAAAAAUAUUAUGUGAUAUUUAAAAAUGUAUGUGAUCUAAUAAGUUUAUUAUCAGUAUAGUUUAAUUUUCUCUAAGUUUUCAUAGUUUUUUUUUUAAUGAAAAAAUUAAUUAAUUAAUUUUAUUCAAAAUUUUUCAAUAUAAAAAGAGCAUAAUUUUAAAAGAAAUUUUGUAUAUGUUGAAAAUAUUAGAAAUAUAGAAAAGAAAAAUAGUUAGUUAAAUUAAUAUUUAAAAAGACAGAAAUUGCACGAUCUAUAACGUUCCUGGAACCCAUCGUCGCCAUGUCACGUUGGGGCCAGGAAUGUACGUAAUAUUUCCAGCAGAUGAAUUAUUAUAUAUGACAUACGGUAUCGCAGUACCUCGUUUUAAGCCAAGACCGACACUGGACCAACUGCGUGGACCACUAAUACCAACAGGUGAAACUGAAUCCUCCCCAUCACCACAACCAUCACCAUUACCGUCUUUACCACCACUACCACCAAAUCAACAACCAAGAACAAGUAACUCACAAAAAAAAUUUUCAAAUAGAUUACAACCUUAUCAAGAAUAUCAAGAAGAGCAAUUAUUUUUACAACAGCAACAACAACAACUAUCUGAUCAAACUGUAUCCUUAUCUCGUCGUCCUUCUCGUAAUUCCAAUAAAUCACAAAAGCAAAUACAAUUUAGCGAAUCUCUUGAUCAAAGGCAAUAUCCUACAUUAGAAGCAAAUCAUAUAAACGUGGCUGAACAAAAUCGUUAUUACGAACAGAACCCAUACGGAGAAGAUUAUGAUCGGAUGACUGACUAUCAAGAAGAAGAAUAUAUGCGUGAGCGUAGUCCUAGUAUUUUCCUAGAACCUCCUACCCCUAGUCCCAAUUUAAAUAGACAACAAGAACCAAUAUACCCUUCUACUAAAUCAGCACCAUCGACACCUAAAUCAACAUCAAAAGCUUCAAAGCUACGACCAAAACUAAACAUAUCACUAGGUCGAUUAGGUCGUCAACAACCUGAGCAAGUAGAGUCAGCGCGCUUAAAAGAAGACUUAAAACUUCACGUUGAAAAUCCAGUAUUUAACCGUGAGAAUUUACGUCAACGUAAUUUCGAUGCAUUCUUUGAAUCAGGUGAACCAGUUUACUCUUUACAAAAGCAUAUACGUUCACCAACAUCAACACCAGAUGAACUAUACACAACGAGCAAUAGUAAUAAUAUAAGUCGAGGUAAUAUAGGUUAUAGUGGUCGUGCUCGUGGUGGUGGUGAUAGUGUUGAUUAUUAUAGUAGUGGGCAAAGCAGUGAUUAUGAAUAUAGAAAUUAUAACAAUGUAUCAAGUAAUUAUUUGGACGCCAUCAGCGGCGGUGAGGUGGCGGCAACAACAAUCGCACAAAAGACAGGCGGAUCGGGUUUAUUUAGCCGGUCGGCAAAAAAUUCACCGUUAAGUAGUCGUUCGCGUAGCGUUGAACCGUUUAACGAACCGCCUGCUAUGUAUAGGCCUGCUGAAGUGCCCCAGAAAGUAAAUUUCUUAAGAUCAUCAAGUGGGGCAAAAGGACGUAGUCUAUUCGGGUGGAGGGGAGCACGUGGUGGUUCCCUCGGCCCUGUGGCCACUAUGGCCUCAUCAACAGGCAUACUUAAAGAUUAUGGUCAUCCAAAUUUAAAUGAGGCAUUCAAAACUCAUAAUGGUGUCACCUUUAAAUUAGUUAAAACAGUGUCAGAUUUCACCGAAACCCUUUCCCAUUUGUAUGAAGAACAUGCAGCCGCACUCCAAACAGUAGUAUCUACUUAUCGUAAGAAAAAUGGAGACCUUAGAAAAGAAAGACCAAUAUGUCAAUCAUCCUUAUUUCAAGCAUGGGAGACAUUCCUUCAGGAAAUCGAAGCAGAUUCACAAGCAUCAAGUGAUGUGGCCAGCACUCUAUCUCGGCAGGUAUCACGGCCAAUGCUUGACAGAUCAUUUCAUCGCAAAGUUCAAAGUAGAAAAAUAUUUACACACAGGGAGUCCUUUGAGACUAUUAUCGCAAAGACUGAAGAUAAAUUAUCAAAGUGUCGCAUGGACUAUAAGCAAGCUUAUGUGGCGCAUCGCCAGAAUCCAACGCAACAUACUUUAGCGGAAUAUAUCGAUGCACAUAAUGCAUAUGUGCAACAACUGCAUUCAACAAAUGCUAUGCUAGAAACAUAUCAUUGUGAAACAAUACCACAAUUAAUGCAGGAAUUAGAAGAAAUUUAUGGUGAUUUAUGCAGUAUAGUUGCUGAAGCUGUUUUGCAGGGUGCUGAUGUUAUUUCGAGUAAGGCUGUUGAACAAGCAAAACGUUAUAAUAGUUUAUCUAGUCAAUGCCAUUCAAUAUCAGCACAACAAGAUCUCACAAAUUUGGUACGAAUACUACCAGCAAAUCCAACAAAAGUUCCUAAACGUGCAUUUGUACCACCACAACCACCUACAGAAGGAGAUGAAAAUGUUGAAGAAAAUUUAUUACCACCUCUUAAGGAUGAAUUGGUGAUUGAUCGACAUACUUCAAUGCAAUUACGUUCAACUUUGGAGUCAUUGAAACGAGAAGCAGCAGAUUUAGAAAUACAAAUAAGGCAAUUACAGGACUCAGUUGAUACAUUGGUACGAACACAAAUGCGUGGUAUCGAGAAUCAAUUAUACAAUAAAGCGAAUGAAUUACAAGAAGAUUUAUCAAUGAAGAAAUUUGAUUUACGUGCUAAACAACUUCAUCUUUCAGCUAUAAGAUCACAGGUAUUUAAAGAAAAAAAUUAUUUAAUAUGACUUCUAAUAGUUGUAAGUAAAAACAUUUUCAUUUUUAAUUAAAAUUAAAAAUAUUUUAUACUUUCUUUAAAUUACUAUACACACCUACAUACCUGCAUACGUGUGUAUGCUAAGAAAACAUUUUGGAUACAUAAUUACAUACAUUUAAUUUUUAAUCCUGCUAUGAAAAAUAAUUUUGAAAUUUCAUUAUAUAAAA